Messenger RNA from Cuscuta campestris, 1766 nucleotides. The record is from the annotation of a GenBank genome assembly. Lineage: Eukaryota; Viridiplantae; Streptophyta; Magnoliopsida; Solanales; Convolvulaceae.
CUGCUCUCUAACGCGGGAACCGUUCGUCUCUCUUGCGCACCCAUCGCGUUCUCUCUCUGGCGCACGCAUAGCAUUCAUCUCUCUAGGGCACAUCUCCUUCGGCCUACAUCAGUCUGCUUCAGUCCUUCAGCAUUCAUCUCUCUGGCGCCAGGCUACUGGUUUGUGCAAGAAUAGGGCAGAACCAAAUCUGUUAAAUACAGUACUACGCGAAAAGCUAGACAAAUCUAUACUUGGGCCGAACAAAGAUAAUAACACAAGAAAAGAUGGUAAAGCUUUUUUAUAAACUGAAGUCAGGCUUGUGCAUAAGAGAGCAGAAGAUUAAUUUAUUUUGGCAUGAGUGGUCCUUGUGAAGAUAACCAUUCUUUAUUAUGUGAGAAUAUAUAUGGUGAAGAUCAACGGUGGUUGGAGAACAUAUCAUAGAAUACUGAAUAUAUAUUGCAUUCCUUUUUAAUUUUGAACUCAUAUGUUUUGACUCUAGAUUUUUGAUAUACUCCGUACUACCCAUGGAGUAAUUACUAAUGUACGAUGGACUAGUCAAUAUCGAAUAAACAAGCGUACCACCUAGACAUAAAUAAAAUGAUACGUUCAAAACAGUAGCGAAAUGUCUAGAAAGAUGCAACUCAAGUUUGUAUCCCCAACGGUAAGAUCAAAGAUCUCACUACAAUAAAGACACUAUUUGAAGUGUAAUAUAAAAGGGGAAAGAGCGAGAAGAAAACAUCAUCCAUACUCAAAUAAGCAAAGUAAAAAAAAACAAAUCCUUACUUGAGGUACCCAAUGGCCAACAACAGAAUGAGAGCAGGAAACAUAGUGCGAGAAGAAGAUCGCCAACAGAAUCACCUCGAGAGAAAUCCCCACAAUACACCCAACGAGCGAGCUUGUCUUCCAAAUCCUAACCUAAGAGUUGUCAUUAGUAGGCCCGUUCCGCCGGCCACACUACCCCGUUUGUGGAUACCAUCGCGGUUACCCCCAGGUUUUCACGAAGAAAGUCGGUCUCCUCAGGUUCCAACUAAUACCCCUCGAAUUUCCACAUCAUCAUCCACCAACUCGAGCUACUCAACAAUGAGCACUCGAGAGGCACUCACGAAUGUGAUGGACUCGAACUGCCCUACUUUCGAUGGAAGUGGGAGUAUGAAUGGAGCGCAUAGAUGGAUGAGGAGGGUGGUUGACACCUUUCGUGACCUUGGACUCUCCGAUGAUUUGAGGAUCCAAAUAGCACCAGAAUUACUAAUGGGAGCAGCACGAGUUUGGUGGGAAGUAGAUCCAAAAUAUAUUCCCCUCACAUUCUUCCUGCAAAAGAGAAAUAAAUACCUUAGUGAAGUUGUGUCCCUUUCUUCAUUAAUGGUGUGGGACCUCAACUUUCUAUCUCCACAAAACUUCUGCAAAGGCUAGCAACCAAAACCAUGUCCAUGCUAUAACUUUCUAUCACCCUAUGCUAUGACUAAGGCAUGUCCAAUUCUUCACUUAAUGAGAGGGGGCCCUAGUUCUCUACCAUCACAAGUUUCCUACAAGGACAUCUAGGAAUGAAAUUGAGGAAAAACAAAGUUGUAAUCAUACCUUCCUUAAGGCAAACCGCGACCGAGGAGGAAGGUGCUGCGAACGACGACGAUGAGUGAAGAUGUUGGCUUUGAUGGACGAUGAAGCCAAUGACCGAAUGUUCUCUUUCCUUCGACGUAAACGAACGGCAGGGAAGAAUGUGACUCGUUUUUAAGAGAUAGAAUGAUCCUACUCUAUAUAUAAAAAGAAGAAAAUAAAAUGGUAGUAUAUCU